Molecule: messenger RNA, 666 nt
Organism: Ylistrum balloti
Lineage: Eukaryota; Metazoa; Mollusca; Bivalvia; Pectinida; Pectinidae
Product: heart- and neural crest derivatives-expressed protein 2-like
Exons: 2
Coding region: 1-666 (221 amino acids)
Biological process (GO): developmental process; regulation of transcription by RNA polymerase II
Molecular function (GO): DNA-binding transcription factor activity, RNA polymerase II-specific; RNA polymerase II transcription regulatory region sequence-specific DNA binding; protein dimerization activity
Source: RefSeq, a predicted model, not a curated record
AUGAGUUUGAGUGUGACUGGGUAUUCCCACCAAGGGUAUCCCCACCCGGGACCCACGGGACACGACUUAUACCAGUACCCUCAAAUGCCGAGGUAUUCCGAUCACUGUGCGGAUGCUACCUAUUUCCAGAACUGGGUACUAAAUGGACAUCACCCGGAUGUACAAAUGUCUCCGGAGUCGUACGGGAUGUGUACUCCUUCCCCUACGGAUUUCCACGUAAUGGGACACUAUGUAUCGGACACUAUCAGGUACACUAGUGAUGGAGUUCCAAUAGAAAGGUGUAUUAAGAGAAGGACCUCAGCCAACAAAAAGGAGAGACGAAGGACACUGUCUAUCAAUUCCGCUUUCGCGACAUUACGGGGUUGUAUACCCAAUGUUCCGUCGGACACAAAAUUAUCCAAAAUUAAAACGUUAAGACUGGCAACUAGUUAUAUAUCAUAUCUGAUGGAUGUGUUGGAAAAAGACGACCCUCAGCUCACUGAGGAUGGAUUCAAAGCUGAACUUGUAAAGAAAACCGACAAAAAAUCAACGCCUGAAGAGAAAAAACAUAAAGAACACACGAAUUCGGAUUCUUCUGAAUCAACGAGCCCCUCCAGUAUAGACAAGAAAAGCAAGGGACGGACAGGAUGGCCCCAACACGUGUGGGCUUCUGAACUGAAACAAUAA